UUUUUUUCUUUUUAAUUUUCCUGGUUCUUCUUCCCCCACAAACCUGGGUUCACUGGUUCAGUACCAAAGCGUGCGUGCAACAUAUUUCGUCGUAAGAAAUGACCUCUCAAAUUCUUCAGCGUGGCAACUGCUUGCGAUGAUGCUACCUCGCUUAAGCAAAAUAAUGGAGAUGCCCGUUUCGAUAUGCACGUCGUUAGCACCAACCGCGUCAGAAAGGGGACGGGCCGUGCGACCAACGACUUCCUGUUCCAUCCUACCCAGUUCACCGUAACACUUAGUAAUAGUAUUUGUUGUGUAACAUUAAAUAUUCAUACUGUUAUAGGUAUCUGGGGGGCGGAUGGUAUAUAGUCUUUUAUGUAGUUACCUACGAGCUAAGGGAUAGAGAGAGUUGUGUUGUAUUACCUGACUAUUCUAGGCAACUCGUCAAACUCGGCAAUAUUAUACUAGUCUUUUUUCUCGUCUCUUCAGACCUUCUUAUUCCAAUUUUAUAUACUCAUAACCUUAGGAGAAAAUGGCAUCAGCUCAGAUCCCACGCAGCUCACCCCGAGUACACGAGGGGAAACUUGCCAUUGUAACUGGGUCCGCAAGAAGCAUUGGCGCGGCAAUCAUCCGCAACCUAGCUAGCAAGGGUUGCAACGUGGUGGUGAAUCACGUCACACCAUCGUCCGACCAGGCGGCUCUUGAUUUGUGCAAAGAGGUCGAGACCGCGCACGGCAUCAAGGCCAUCUCGGUCCGCGCUGACGUCAGCAAGACCGAAGGCUGCACCAAGAUGAUCGACGCGGCCAAGGCCGCCUUCGCCAAUCCCACGCUCCAGGUCGACAUCCUCGUCCACAACGCCGCCAUCCUGUACAUGGGCCCCCUCGAGAGCGUCGUCGAGUCCGAGUUCCACCACAUCUACGCCGUCAACGUCCUCGGCCCCACGCUGCUGACGGCCGCCUGCAAGCCGUAUCUGCCCACCGACCGAUCGGGCCGCAUCGUCAUGAUCUCCAGCAUCAACUGCAAGGUCGGCACUCCCAACACGAGCCUGUACUCCGGCACUAAGGGUGCCCUGGAAGCGCUGGCCCGCGUCUGGUGCCGCGAGCUUUCUGAGCGCGCCACGGUCAACACCAUCAACCCCGGCCCGGUCAUGACCGACAUGUACAUGAACGUGGCGGAUGAGGUCAAGCAGGGCUUGGCUCUGUGGAAUCCGCUCACGCCGCUGGUGGCAGUGCGGGAGACGGAUAGCCCCGAGGUGCAGGAGCUGGGAAGGAAGUUUGGCGGACGCGCGGCAUACGAUCACGAGAUCGCGGGAAUGGUUGCGACGAUUUGCAGCCCAGAGUCUGGAUGGUGCACAGGAAGUCUGAUCAGCGCCAAUGGCGGCUUGAGUUUCAGCCUCUAGGCUAAACAGUCUCUCUUGCUGAUCGUGGCGAGAGCCAUGAUCUCAGAUUAGACCUGGUAAUUUUGGACAGCAUGCUGUCUAAUGCGAUGGCAUUCCAAAUAGAAGUGUAAUGCAUGUACUUAGUACAUACAUAUAUAUUCAUAUAAAUAUAUAUAACUACAUAUUCAUGUCAAACACCCA
This is a messenger RNA of Hypoxylon fragiforme, 1558 nucleotides long. Its product is annotated as 3-oxoacyl-acyl-carrier-protein reductase. Gene Ontology annotation, molecular function: oxidoreductase activity, acting on the CH-OH group of donors, NAD or NADP as acceptor. The record is from RefSeq and is a predicted model, not a curated record. Lineage: Eukaryota; Fungi; Ascomycota; Sordariomycetes; Xylariales; Hypoxylaceae. The transcript is spliced from 2 exons. The coding region runs from base 512 to 1378 and encodes 288 amino acids.